AUGGAAAACGUGAUUCAAAGUUAUCCAGUCGACGUCUGCCUCACCUGGAACAUGGAACUUAAAAUUUUAGUAUCGUUAACAACAAUUUUUUUUUAUUGCGUUGACGCGCAAGGAUUUUUCAGGAACGAAUUAUUUCCAGAACAAAUACAACAGCACGAUCUUCAAAUAGAAACUCAAAAAUUACAGGAUGAACUUCAAGCGUUGACCGUUUUUUGGCAAAACAAUCCCGGAUUAAUGUCGAGAGACGAAUUUGAUAAAAAAAGAAAUGAUCUUUUGGAAAAACUACAACAAACACAAACGAAACAACAAGAACUUCAACAAUUGUUACAAUUAAGACUCACUAGUGGUGGUCCAGACGUUGGUUUACAAUUUCAACAACAAUUUCCUCCUCUUCAACAGCCGCCAUUUUUUCAACAGCAACAAUUCAAUCAACAACCACCUUUUUUCACGUCAUCUUCGUCUUCUUCAUUUACGAGAGAAACGAAUACAUUUACAAUAAAUCAACCGGAAUUUUUAUCCUUCGUACCGCCGUGUCGAACACAAUCUGGAGAAAAUGGAAGAUGUCGACCGCUUACGCAGUGCGUUAAUUUUUACGCAGAAGUACCGGAAUUAAGACGGCAACCCUGUAAAUUAAACGAAGUCGAAUUUGGAGAAAACUUGGUACUUACCGAUGUUUUCUUAGCUCCCGUGAGGGGUGACGUUGGAGUUUUACGACCCCCACCACCACCACCGGUUGUCAUUCCACCUUUUACUCCAACCGAAUUGAACAAUGCGGGUAAUGUUGCGUUGAAAAAAUUACAAGAUAGGUUGCAAUUCGUGGCACAAUUAUUUGCAAAUAAUAUUUUCAUACCGAAUGGAACGCCGACUGCGUGGCAUUUGCAAUUUUUCAAAACCGGAAACGAUACUCUCGAGGUUGGAAACAUAGCGCAGAAAACCGUUGAAGCGAGUGUUAAUCUCGUUAACGACUUUCAGUUGAGUCCGGAUCAGGGUAGAUUCGCACUUCCGACAUUUAGUGUUCUCAACACGGUUAUUGCGGAUACUUGUCCGAGAAGUGCCAAUUGUAGACCGCAAAAAUACAGAUCGGCAGAUGGAUCCUGUAAUAAUUUACUACAAGACGGUUGGGGAAAGUCUGGAACGGCACUUCAACGUAUCAUUUCUCCAAAAUACGAAGAUGGUGUAAAUGCACCGAGAAGUAAAUCGGAAACUGGACAAGAUUUACCGAGUGCUCGAUUGAUCAGUACCGUAUUCGCGACCGACACAAAUAAUCCUCAUGAAAAUUUAACUCAAAUGGUCAUGCAAUGGGGUCAAUUUUUAGAUCACGAUUUGACACACACUCCGAUAACGAGAGGACAAGGCGGAAGUGGUAUUUCUUGUUGUCAAAACGGUCAAAACAUUGCCGAUAAUUUAAAACAUCCGGAUUGUUUUGCUAUUUCUCUCUCUAAAAACGAUCACAUAUUUGCACCUUUUGGUGAACGUUGCAUGGAAUUUGUUAGAUCACUUCCAGCUCCACGUCCGGAAUGUAAUUUCGGUCCUAGGGAACAGAUGAAUCAAAUAACCGGAUUUCAAGAUGGAUCAAAUAUUUACGGAUCUAAUUUAGGAUCGCAAAGAGAAUUGCGAGAAUUUCGUGGCGGUAGAUUAAGAAUACAAAAUAUCAAAGGAAGAGAAUAUUUACCUGAUAACGAAGAAGAAUGUGCCAACGAAAUCGGAGAAACUUGUUUUAAAUCCGAUUCUAGAGUAAACGAACAAGUUAAUUUGGCAUUGAUGCACACGAUUUGGAUGAGAGAACAUAAUAGAGUGGCUGCAGAAUUGCAAAAACUACAUCCGGAUUGGAACGACGAAGCUUUGUUUCAAGAAACCAGAAGAAUCGUCGUUGCCGAAAUGCAACACAUAACAUACAAUGAAUUUUUACCCAUUCUUUUAGGUAGAAAAUACAUGGAAAAAUUCGAAUUGACUCCGAAAGAAGAAGGACAGCCAACUUUAUACAACGAAAAUAUUAAUCCUGGAAUAACGAAUGUUUUUGCCACGGCCGCUUUUCGUUUUGGUCAUUCUUUAAUCGAUGGAAUACAAAGAGGAUUGAAUAGAUUUGGAAGCGUACAAGAAAAUUUAGUUUUACAUCAAAAUCAUUUUUCACCAUUUAUCUUAUAUAAAAGCGAAGCCAUGGAUGAUUUUAUAAGAGGUUUAACGAGUACACCGGCGCAAAAAUUCGAUCGCCAUUUUACGAGCGAGAUCACCGAUCAUUUAUUCCAAGGAGAUCUUGAUUUCGGUUUAGAUUUGGUAGCGUUAAACAUUCAAAGAGGAAGAGAUCACGGUUUGGCACCUUAUAACGAAUGGAGAAGCGUUUGUAGUUUGCCGACGUUUAAUACUUGGGAAGAACUCGCGACCGUCAUGGAACCAAACAGUGUGAACGUUUUAAGAAAAUUAUAUCCGACCGUCAACGAUUUAGAUUUAUUUAUAGGAGCCGUAGCUGAAAAACCGGAUGCUGGAGCAUUGUUAGGACCGACAUUUGUAUGUUUGGUAGGAGAUCAAUUUGCAAGAUUACGAAGAGGAGAUAGAUUUUUUUACGAAGAAGGACAACAACCAUCGUCAUUCACUUUAGAACAAUUAAAUCAAAUUCGAAAAUCAAAUCUUGCUAGAAUUUUAUGCGAUAAUUCAGACGACAUUGUUUUAAUGCAACCUUUGGCCUUUUUCAAACCUUCUUUGGUUAAUCAAAGGGUCGACUGUAGAAGUGAAUCCAUAUUAAAAGUUGAUUUGGAACCUUGGAGAAACGAACAACCGGAGGUUAAUUAA
Pediculus humanus corporis (human body louse) is the source of this 2787-nucleotide messenger RNA. RefSeq lists its product as uncharacterized. Gene Ontology annotation, biological process: response to oxidative stress. The record is from RefSeq and is a predicted model, not a curated record. The transcript is spliced from 15 exons. The coding region runs from base 1 to 2787 and encodes 928 amino acids. Gene Ontology annotation, molecular function: peroxidase activity; heme binding. Lineage: Eukaryota; Metazoa; Arthropoda; Insecta; Psocodea; Pediculidae.